Messenger RNA from Pseudozyma hubeiensis SY62, 744 nucleotides. RefSeq lists its product as hypothetical. NCBI's taxonomy places the organism in Eukaryota, Fungi, Basidiomycota, Ustilaginomycetes, Ustilaginales, Ustilaginaceae. The transcript has 2 exons. The record is from RefSeq and is a predicted model, not a curated record. The coding region runs from base 1 to 744 and encodes 247 amino acids.
AUGAUGACCUCGUUCACUCCCAACCCCAACUUUGACCGCGAGAACUCGAACCCCAAGGACUGGGCCUACCAUCUCGGGUGCUUGCCUCAGAAGCACCACAUCGUGUUCACCAAGGAGGACUUUGUCAGCUUCCUCAAGCAGCACAAUGUGCACGUCGGUCCCAACUUUACCGAGCUUUCCAAGCUGCCCAAGUUUGCAACCAUUGGAAAACUGACUGUCGCCGACGAGGCAGGUCCAUCAGCUGCCCCCGUUGCCGCCCCUUCGCAGGCAUCCCAGCCCCAGCAGCAGCAGUCCGCCGCGUCCUCUGCGCCUGAACAGUCGGACGACAAGAACGUCGUCUACACCAGCUCGGGCGAGGUCUUCCGUCCUAGCCGCAAGGUGCGACAGCUUCCCGGUGGUGGCUCUGCCCAGGUCACUGCUCUGUUCGGCAACGAUGCCGAGGACGAGGAGCCUGUUCCUAUCGCCUCACGCCGUGCCCCUGCUCCUGCCGCUGCUGCUCCGACUGCUCCGGCACCUGCAGACGACGGCUUUGAGCCUCUCGGCGCCGCGCCUGCGAGACGCGUAGCCAGCGGCAACGUCAAAGCGCAGCAGGAGUCGCAUUUCUACGACAGUGUCGGCUCGGACAAGCCAGGCGUCUACGAAGGCGUCCGAAACGAUGCCGUAAUGAACAACGGCUUCCGACCUACACGCCGUGUGCGUGUGCCAGGCGGUACCGGUGGUCUCUCGAGCAUCUCGUUCACUUAG